Molecule: messenger RNA, 3649 nt
Organism: Glossina fuscipes
Lineage: Eukaryota; Metazoa; Arthropoda; Insecta; Diptera; Glossinidae
Gene: l(2)41Ab
Product: coiled-coil domain-containing protein 40
Exons: 6
Coding region: 1-2784 (927 amino acids)
Biological process (GO): axoneme assembly
Cellular component (GO): cytoplasm
Source: RefSeq, a predicted model, not a curated record
AUGUCUGCCUUUAACGAUAAUGAAAGUGACAGCGAGUGCGAUUUACGCGAUGAUGAUAUGGACACUUGCCGAGAUUACGAAACGGAUGAGGAUGAAGCCAAGUUAAUGGAGCCACCAAAAAUCGAGGACGUUGUCUGUGAUCUCGGCGAUACAUCUAAGGAUGUAAAGCCAACCGAAUCUGAUGAAUCGAUGUUAGCUCUUUUGCCACCCGAUCAUCCGUUACUGGCCCGAUUCCAGAAAGCUCUUAAAGAAUACCUGCUACGCACAAAAGAACAACUGAUAACUGAGAUCGCAGACAUCAAUAGCAGAACGAAAGAGAAAGAGCAAUUGCUUGAAGAGCAAGGCGUCACAUUGUACGACUUGCAACAGGAGAUUCAACGUCAAAACGAGCAAUUGGAAGAGUUUGCUCUACAAAUUGAUGAACAUGUAACGCAACGCCAUAAAGAAGAGGAAUCCGUCGCCAAAUUAAAGGCCGAGUAUGAAGAAAAAGCUGAAUUAACUAAAGCCCAAAAGACCCUAUACAAUAGACGUAUGGUCGAGUUGGAACAUGUACAAGAGUUGGAGAUUAACGUGCGUAAAUGGGUCGAUGAUGUAGAAGACGAGGUCAAAAACGCAAAAGCCGUCGUCAGCCGUGAUGCUCAGUUACAAAAGCAAUUAUCCGAAGAAAAGCGCAAAUCGGAUUUACUCUUUUAUCAUUUGGAUCUGGAGGUGAAAAGAAGCGAAAAAGAACUUGAAAUGGUUCAGAAUGACGUUAAGGAUAUGGAGGAAGCUAAUAAUGUCCUUAAACAGAGUGUUAGUGCCGCAAACGCCGAUUUGGAAAUUCUUGAAAAUGAACACAAACAUCUGACGCAAGCUUGGUCCGAAGUUAUAGUAGCCAUUGCCCAAAGGGAUCGGAUUUUCAAUGAGGCAAAUGAAUGUUUGAACAAAGAAAAGGAAACGAUCAAGUUAAGGGUCUCCGGUAUACAGGCCAUUAAAAAGCAAAUUAAAAAUGAAUUGCUGGUAAGCGAAAGGCUUGAAGUAUUUAAAAAACACUUAACGGAGGAAAUGACGCAAUUGCGAAAAGAUUGUAAAACGCAAUCGGACAUCCUGCUUGGACUUGAGGCAAAAUUGAUGGAAAUACCAAACUUAUUGGAUAAAACGGAAGCGGAUCUUAACGAGGCCAAACGGGAGGGUACAGAGUUGGAGACAAAAAUACGACGCUUGCAAUGGGUGAUUGACAAGUGGAAUAAUAAAAAAUACGAACUGGAGGAGGCAAUUUUGAAAUUGGCUCAAGAUCAAUUAAUCAAUGACAAGGCAAGUGGUUAUCGCUUGAAAUUGAUACGUAAUGCCCAGGAAAAAAGACGAAGCAUGGAAUUGGCUCUGGCUCAAGCGCAAAAUCAAUUGGCUAAUACUCUAUUGGAAAUUGAUCGUUUUAAAGGCAGCAAUGCACGACUUGGUGUAGAGAAUGAACAAUUGAAAGAGAAUUUAAAACAAUUGGAACUCCAUGCCGAUGAAAUUAAUAACGAAAUAAAAAAGAUACAGGAUCAAACUGAUCUUAAAACGAUUCGUUUGGAGAAAUUGAUGAAACAAUUUGAUGAAAUAAGUCAUCCAAAAGGUGAGAUCGAGACGACUAUAGAUGUCAAGAUUCAGCAAAUGGAGAAAUCUAUACAAAGCGUUGAACAACAGACACGUGAAGGUCAAGAAUUUUGGAUAAUGUUGCAAAAUCAUUUUAUAAAUUUGUCUCAAAAACGUAACAAUCAACUUAAUCAAACCCAAAUGACACGAAAACAAUUGUCCAUUAUUAAGCAAAAAUCUCUGAAGAUUGAUCAGGACUUGGAGAAUGCUGAAAAUACAUCUCGUGAACUGACCCGUGAACUGCGUCUCUACGAGUCAAAGUUGGAAUUAUUAAAUCAGAAAAUAUCGAAACGACGUCAAAAGCAUCAGUUCGAAGAAAAUGAAUGCCAGCUAGAACAUGGCGAACUAUUAGAAAAGCUCAAGACGAAUGAAAUGAAUGUGUUGAAUUUAGAAGAGGAGAUUAAUGAAUUGCAUAAGGAGAUUGGACGUUACAAGGAUAUCGUUUUAGAUAAGCAUCGUGAAUGCUUGUCUUGGGAGACAAAGUACAAGCUUAUCGAGGAGACGCUGCGUUGGCGUAAAGACGAAUCCGCCCUAGAAAGUGAAUUAGGUACCAUGCGUAAUGAAAUUCACCGAAUGGAGAUUCGUUAUCAACAAUUGAAACGAACCCAGGAGAAGCUUAUCAUCGAUCUCGAGCAUGCCGUUAUGCAUCGCGAACAAAUAUUUAUGGUUGCAACAAUAAAGACAAAUAUCGAAUCGCAGGAACACCGUCUAAAACAAUCGAAUCAAUCAUUAGAGCAAAAGUUAAUUGCAAUGCGAAGAAAGUUGAAACAAACCCGCCGCGAUCUUAAACAGCUAGCCGAGCAUCAAAUAAUCGAUGCUCAGCAUGAACGUCAACAAAUUAAGGACGACAUUAAACGAUUGCAUGCAGAAAUGGAGCAAGAAGCUGCUGAGGAUAAGAAAACACUUCAAGAAAUUGAACAAAGCCUUCUAAAAAAGCAUCAAAAUCUCGAAAUCAUAGUUCGCAAGCAGAGUCGCGCGAAAGCCUACCGUCGUCUUACCAGCUCUUCGCAAACAGUGAAACCACCGCGCAGCGAGAGCAGCAUGCAAGCUCAAAAGGAAAAGCAAACCGAAAUUAAUGAAAAUUUGGUGGAAAUUAUUCAAGCAUUUAUGGCCGAAACGCCUGAAAAAACUUCCUUCUUCAUGAAACUCUUACAAAUUUUACGUGACUAAGCUAAGCGAUCACUACUCUUAUCAUUCUUUAAAAGAAAAAAAAAAAAUUUUUUUUUUCCUACUAAUAAUCCAUAGACUACUUUGUGUUUUUCAUCAGUUUGACAAGGAAAUUUUUGGAAAUUAUUCUAAAUGAAAUAAAUUUGAAAAUUUAUAAAAUAAUCAAUCUCUUCACAAUAUGUGUGCUUGAUGGUGAAUUUUUUGAGACUAUUGAAAGAAAGCUUCAUGGAAAUGAAGAUGAUAUCGUCAAAUUGUUAUCGCGAUAUUCUCUCAUAUAUUUUUCUCUCAGUACGAUGUCUUCAGCAACUAUUUAAUGCAUUUAUAUGUAAAGCAUUUUUUGUUGUUUUAAGGAAUUCAAACGCUAGCCAACCUCGAAGCUUUUUUAGAAAUGUUGCCCAAAGUUUUUUAAAUCAAAAUUAAAAAAUCUUUCUUGUGAAAAAUAUUCAUCUUUUCAUCUGAAGCUAAUCGUACACUUUGUAAUGCACAAUUCUGGCAAGAAUCCGCUCUGGCCUUAGGUCAUUUUGCUCUUUGUUGUCACACAUUUUUUAAACAGUUCAGGCUUAUAAUAGCAAAAUUGCUAUCCUUAGCAGCUACAAAAGAAUUUUUUUAAAUAUCUUUCUGUUAUACUCUACACGUCUUCUGGUACAAUGAUGUAUUCAGAUGUAUGCAAUUCCUUAAAUGACUUUAGAUAGAUCCGCCUUUUAUAUUAUUAUACUGAUCUCGACAAGUUUUGUCUUAUUUACUUGCGUUAAGCCUACAGGUCGCAAUGUUUUAGUUGUUUUGGUAAAACAUGGAUUGACCCAAGGCGAAACGCUAUUAAAAAUGGUUACGAUCGGACUACUUUUUCGACCACUUCUCAUACAACUCU